Phlebotomus argentipes is the source of this 5877-nucleotide messenger RNA. RefSeq names its product DNA polymerase zeta catalytic subunit (gene DNApol-zeta). NCBI's taxonomy places the organism in Eukaryota, Metazoa, Arthropoda, Insecta, Diptera, Psychodidae. Gene Ontology annotation, molecular function: DNA binding; DNA-directed DNA polymerase activity; nucleotide binding. Gene Ontology annotation, biological process: double-strand break repair via homologous recombination; error-prone translesion synthesis. The transcript has 7 exons. The coding region runs from base 1 to 5826 and encodes 1941 amino acids. The record is from RefSeq and is a predicted model, not a curated record. Gene Ontology annotation, cellular component: nucleus; zeta DNA polymerase complex.
AUGCCAGAGACCACGGAUGUGGUGACUUCCGUGCGAAUAGUGUCGGUGGAUUACUACUUGACGCCUCCAGUGCCCAAACUCGAUGUUACGUAUUCUGAGUUCCGCGGCGCCACCGUGAAGCGGGUGAGUUUCUCUUCCUGGCCAGUCCCUUGGCCACCAGUGACUCAUACGUCUGUCGUCCAGGUGCCCACCGUGCGCAUCUUCGGCUCCACGGCGGAUGGCGAGAAAGUGUGCGCUCACGUGCACGGAGUCUUCCCGUAUCUCUACAUUCCGAUGGACGAGACAACUCGAGAGUCAGAUGCUGCCCAGUUCGCCUACCAGAUCACGCACUCGCUGGACAAGGCGCUGAGCGUGACCCAGGGCAGAGUCUCCAGCACUGCCCAGCAUGUCUUCAAGGCAGUGCCGGUGCGAGGAAAGCCUUUCUACGGUUAUCACGCAAAGGAUCAUCUGUUCCUCAAGGUGUACUUCUACAAUCCGACAAUGGUGAAGAGGGCGGCCAAUCUCCUCCAGAAUGGCGCCAUUUGUGGGCGCGUCUUCCAGGCUCACGAAUCGCACGUGCCUUACAUUCUGCAAUUCUUCAUCGACUACAAUCUCUACGGCAUGAGUUUCUUGCAUGUUAACAGUGACACAGUUCGGUACAGAGAUGAGGAAGACGCGGGAGUGCCGCGGAUGGCGACGACGCGCGUGGAAAUGGAUCUGCAGGCCAGUGAGAUUCUCAACAGGACGCGCUUGAGGGUGUCUGGAUCGGAGCAUCAAAAUCCAGGCAUUGCAGCCAUUUGGGAAGAUGAAUUGCGCCGCAGGAAGUCAAUGAGUGAGGAGGAUUUGCCGCCGAUUGAGGUGCCGGAGUCACAAGAGAGACCCUUUGCCAGUGUCACAGAGACGGACAGGCGGUUUAGGGAGAUUCUCAGGAGGAAAUUGAUGCGAGAAGAUGCAGAUGGGAGUGUUUUGGACACGGGAAACUCAGUACAAAGUGGGAGGAAAUUCGAUUUGUCAAUUCUCCUCAACAAUUCAGUUUAUCCGGCGAGUUGUCCGAAGGAUAUGAGACUGCCAGAAGCGUCAAUGGUUCCUGAUCAUGUUUCUGGGCGUGAAAGUACUUUCUCACCGAUAAAGGAGAGUGAGAAGAGCUUUCUGGAAUCCUCCCUGGUGGACGAAAGUGUAGUUUUAAGUCUGGAAAGGCGAUCACAAAGUCGAGAUGAGACGUUGGACGAGGAGGAUCUCAAGUUGCUGGCCAUAAUGGAGCAACUGGAAGAGGGUGAUGAUCGAGAGAUUGAUCUCGACAGCACUCUGGCACCACUUAGUCAAUCAAGUCAAAGAUCAAUGAGUGUGCAGCUGAUUAAGCUGACGCAGAGUCAGGAGAAAUGUGAUCGUGUGGAGAAUCUCGACGAUCUGGCGGAUGAAUUUGAUGAGGAUCUGUUGAAUGUGUUCAAUGAGACGAUGGAUGGUGUUAUUCCACAAUUGGAUGGUGAGCAUGAGAUGCAAAAGCAGAGUCCAACGAGAUUGCUGAAGAAGAGACGAAGCAGUUUUACCAAGGAGAGUUCACGGAAGAGCACAAGAUCACCGAGAAAAAAUAUCUACAGUCCAUUGAAUAUCAUUAUAACAUCACCAUCGAGUGCAUCGAAAAGGAAGCGAUCGAGUGAUUCUGUGACUCCUGUGAAGUUCAAGAGCAUACUCAAGACGCCUUCGUCCAGCGCAGGUCCGCCAAAUGGUCAUGCCAGUGAUCCGCCGAAGAAGAAGCUCAAAUUCAAUAAUAUUGUGAUUGUUAAUGGAUGUUUAAGGCAAUCACUGGAUGUCACACCAAAGCGAUCGCACAAGGAUCUCGAUGUGAAGAGAGCUCUAAAUGAACGAUUAGAGUUCUCACCGCCCAAAAACUAUGCCAAUCUGAUGGAGAAGCAUGGAAUUAAGGAUUGUUCGGUGCUUCUCACGCGAGUGGACAUCUCAGAUGUUGUGGAUUCGAGUGAGAAGAAGCCUGAAAUGGAGUCUUCGACGGUUAAAUCGGAUCUCACGGAUGAGUUUAAGGAUAUUAUCAAUAAGUCACCAGUUGUGUCUGUGGAGAGACUCGCCAUGGGAGACAUUUCGAAGCUGUCCAAUGGCGAGGAGGAGGAGGAGGAGGAAGAGGAGGUGAAGGAGAAGAGCUGUGAGAAGAAGCGAUCGUCCAAUGACAAGGCUCACAUGUACGAUGUUGAGCACAAUUUCUUCCCCAUCGCCGGACCGUCGAAUGUGAAUUACUACAGAGCGAGUGAUAUUCCGACUGAGUAUUAUGGCGGUGUGAUUGAUGGUCAGGAGAUGGAGGAUGACGAUGGCAUGACGAGUUUCUACGAUUUGACAAUGUGUGUGGAUUCGACGGAUGAUGAGUUGAGCGCCUUUGCGAGGGAGCAGGAAGCCAUUCUCACGGAUGUCAUGGCGUCGGAAUCUGUGGAUGAGACGGCGGAUAAUGUUGUGGUGAAGAUCUAUCCAAUGCCAUCGCCACCACAUCCGGACACAGUGCGAGAGACGAUGCAUGAAUACGGAAUUGAGGAGUUCAGCUAUCCGCAGCCCUUCUUCAGUGAUCCUGUGGAUCAGAGUGGACGCAGAGAAGUGGGUCAGAUGGUGUUGCAGGUGAAGGGAAAUACACUCAGCAUUUGUGAGGAGUUCAUCAGUUGUCUGGAGGAUUUGGAGGGAUUGUCGAAGUGGCGACAGAAGAAGUUCCAAACGGAAAUGGGAGAGUUUGUCGAUGACAGAGAGAAGGUGAACAUCAGGGAGUUCAUGGCGACGGAGAAGGAGGAGACAAUUGAGCCUCAGGAUGCGCCGCCAAGUGUCUCCGAGGCGCGCACGUGGCUGCGUGUGAGGGAGAAAGUGUCCGGGAGGAUCACGAUGGAGUCUGUGGAUGUGGACAGUCCGGUGAAGGUGAAGCGGGAGAAGCAGAAGAUGAUUGGGGACAUUGAGGAGUGCAAUGGCAAGGCUCGGUGCUCUCUAAGCUUCCAGAGUGAUCCCUUUGGUGGGCAGGAGUCGCAGGUGAUUGAGGCCUCUCCAUCGUCCCUGGAUGUGCUGAUGAAGACUGAUGAGAAAUCUUCCCUGAAGCAGCGAUUGUCGUAUGCAAAUCGACGACAGACGCGAAGUUGUCGACUGAAAGCGAGACUGAGGAAUGGACAUCGAGUGUCGUGUGACUCGACAAACUCCAGCAUCUCUGACAAACUGAUUAGUGAAUUAAUGGAGAGGAAAUCCUACCUAAAGACCCUGAAUUUGUCCAGUGACUCGCCGGAUCACGAUGUGAGUUCCAUCGAUGGCACAUUUGGGUUCAAGCAGGAUGUGGGCAAUAUGAGGAGCGCCAAGGCGUGCGUUGAGUACAACUUCCUCACCGUCUUCUCGCUGGAAUGCCACGUGCUGACGCGCGGCGAUCUCUGUCCGAAUCCAGACUUUGACGGCAUCGUGGCGAUCUUCUAUGCCGUGCAGAACAACGUGCCGGCGGACGACAGACGCCCGAGUCACGUGAGUGGUGUGAUUAUUGAUGAUAUGUUCAGCAAGGAUGUGGGUCUGCGACACUCUGGCGUGGAGAUUAAUGCCAUUCACGCGGAGGAUGAGAAGCAAGUGCUGGAGAAGCUCAUUGAGCUGAUCAAGUUCUGGGAUCCGGACAUUUUCCUCGGCUAUGAGAUUGAGAUGCACUCGUGGGGAUACAUAAUAGAGCGAGGAUUCGUCCUGGGAUUGAACAUGCCGAAUGCCUUGUCGAGACUGAGAGUGAAUGCUGAGGAAGUGAGGAGAACGGAUGAAGAGAAGGACGAUGGCGUGGAAUAUGAGUCAGAGUUGAAGAUUCCAGGCAGAAUUAUCCUCGAUGUGUGGCGUUUGCUGCGUGAGGAGAUCGCUCUGAUGUCCUACAGCUUCGAGAGCAUAGCCUAUCACAUUCUCCAUCGACGCUAUCCGAAGCGAUCCUAUCGAGAUCUCACGAAGCUGUGGAACAGCUCAAGAACUCGAUGGAUUGUGCUGCAGUACUUUCUCUUGAGGGCACGCGGAACUCUUGAAAUCCUGGAUCAACUCGAUCUGCUGGGACGCACCAGUGAGAUGGCCAAACUCUUUGGCAUUCAGUUCUUCGAGGUUCUCUCGCGAGGAUCACAAUUCCGCGUGGAGAGCAUGAUGCUGAGGAUGGCGAAGCCGAGGAACUUCAUCUCUGUGUCGCCGAGCAUUCAGCAGAGGGCUCACAUGAGGGCGCCUGAGUACUUGCCACUCAUCCUGGAGCCCGAAUCGCGCCUCUAUGUGGAUCCUGUGAUUGUGCUGGACUUUCAGAGUCUCUAUCCCAGCAUGAUGAUGGGAUACAACUACUGCUUCUCAACGUGUCUGGGAAGAGUUGAGCAUCUUGGAGAGUCAGAUCCCUUUGAAUUUGGUGCCAAUCAGCUUAAAAUCACGCCUGAACAGGUGAAGAAGUUCCUGCAGCGUGACUUGAUCACGAUCUCUCCCUGUGGCGUGGUGUUCGUGAAGUCUCAAGUGCGCGAAGGCGUUCUGCCGCGCAUGCUGAAGGAGAUCCUGGACACGCGCUUUAUGGUGAAGAAGGCAAUGAAGAUCCACUCAGCGCCGAGUCUUCAGCGGAUUCUGCACUCGCGUCAGCUGGGAUUGAAGCUGAUGGCGAACGUCACUUAUGGCUACACGGCGGCGAACUUCAGCGGCAGGAUGCCGUGCGUAGAAGUCGGCGACAGCGUGGUGAGCAAAGGAAGAGAGACACUCCAAAGAGCCAUUGCGCUGGUGGAGGCGAAUGAGAAGUGGCGCGUGCGAGUGGUUUACGGCGACACAGACUCCCUAUUCGUCCUGGUGCCGGGAAGAUCGCGCGAAGAGGCUUUCAGGAUUGGCAAUGAGAUAGUCGACGCGGUGACGCAGGACAAUCCGAAGCCCGUGAAGUUGAAGCUGGAGAAAGUCUAUCAGCCGUGCAUCUUGCAGACGAAGAAGCGCUAUGUGGGAUACAUGUACGAGAGUCCUGGACAGAAGGAGCCUGUGUACGAGGCGAAGGGCAUUGAGACUGUCCGACGCGAUGGUUGUCCGAUUGUGGCGAAGAUGCUGGAGAAGUGUCUGAAGAUUCUCUUCGAGACGCGCGAUGUGAGCAUAAUUAAGCGAUACACUUUGCGACAAUUCACAAAGAUCCUGAGCGGGAAGGGAAAUGUGCAGGAGUUGGUGUUUGCAAAGGAGUUCAGAGGUGUGAAUGGAUACAAGGCGGGCGCUUGUGUGCCGGCGCUGGAAUUGACAAGAAAGUGGAAGCAAAGUGAUCCGCGAAUGGAGCCGAGAAAAGGCGAAAGAGUUCCUUAUGUGAUUGUCAAUGGACCGCCAGGAUUGCCGUUGAUUAAGCUGGUCCGGAGUCCGAAGGAUCUGCUGAUGGAUGAGGGACUCAAGAUAAAUGCCUUCUAUUACAUUCAGAAAGUCAUAAUUCCACCACUCAAUCGAUGUCUUCUCCUUAUCGGAGUUGAUGUCAAUGAUUGGUUCACAAAUAUGCCCAGAACGGCUGCAUUUCUGCCCACAAUUGUGUCAGAAUCGAGAACAUCGGCAAUUGGUGAGGCGAAGAAGAGCACAAUUUCGCAGUACUUUGCUACAAGGAGUUGCGCCGCAGGAUGUGGGAAUCAGACAAGUGAUGGAAUAUGCGUAAACUGUGUCAGAAUUCAUCCUCAAAAGACACUCCUGACCAUUUACAAUAGGAUUUCCACGCUCGAGAGGAAGUAUUGUGGUGUCAUGAAGAUUUGCCAAAUGUGCUGUGGAAAUGAUCGGGAGACUGAUUGCUCAUCCCUGGAUUGUCCUGUUCUCUUUGUUCGCACUCAGGCAUGGCGCGAAAGGAAGCAUGUGGAUUUCGCGAUGCGGGCACUCGAUAAUCGCAUGUAGAAUGGUGAAUUUUGUAUUGAAAAAUUAAAGAAAAAACUGUGAUUCAGUGAA